AUGAAUAUUUCGUUACUAUCAUCCGCACAGAUCCAAAAUGCGUUAAGUCAUCAGUUAUACAUUUCAUUAACAGAUGACUCCUCAUUAUCUGUUUUAUGCUACGACACUGUUCUAUGUUAUCUAGUCAAUGUCAUUGGUCAUGGAUCGCUGAAUGAAAUUGAAGACAAUUUGAAACGUUAUUUUACCUAUAAACAAUUGGAAGAAGCAUAUUCAAAUCUACAAAAUGUUCUUCAUUAUUCGUUAUCAAUUCUGAAUCCUGACCAAGAUCAUCAUACACAAGAAAUUCUUCAACAAUGUCUAGAUGAUCUACAUGAUUCUUCAUGUUUGCUGGCACUUAUUCAGUUGAUUCAUACCAAUCGACUGUUUUCCUAUUUACCAGUCUUUGUCAGCAACGAUUGGAUCAGUAUGAUACGUAAUGUUCAAGAUUUGGAGAAAAUCGAUGCGCCAUCUUCAUCGACGAUGGAGAACUUAGAAAAUCAAAUGAUUAACUUGAAAGAAAAUCUUUUCUCGUUAAAUCAACUCGUUGACAAUCUGAAAAAUGUUCCAUCAAUAGUCUCACCCAACAUUGACUCAACUUCACUUACAGAUCAAUGUUGUCUACGCACAUAUUGCCAACAUGCAUUAAAUUCACGCAUAGCAUCGAUCAUUGAUUCUCCGUCAUCAUCGUGGUCAUCACUUGAUAAUGAAAAGCCAGCAUUGACAUCAUACAAUCGGACGAUUCCUGGCUUUAUUCGUAAUCCAGUUUCGAGUUUUCUCAUGCCAACUGCACCAUCUACAAAUGAACAAACAGGUCCAAUGUUCUCACUCGAUGAUAACAUGAGUAGCGACGAGGAACUCUCGAUGAAUUCGAAGACAGGCUCGAUCGUGGUCAUUCGAGAUGAUGAUCUCUGGAUAUAUCCGGCUGGUGUGGAUCUUCAAAAACCGAAAGCGAAGUUUCCAGAAUACAACAGAUCUCACUCACUAUUCGACACAGUUCUCGAGCGCAAACAAUCCUUUGCGCGACGUGUAAGCUUCGACGACAAUGAUUUCGUUUCGAGAAAGACUUUUGAGAAGAUGCCAACGCAGGUAAAAAAGCAAAAGAAAGGAAAAGCUGCAACGGACGAAACACCUUGGUUUCCACAACGAAUUACUGAUUUAGAUCAAUGCUCAGUUAAAGUUCUUCUGUACGGAGCUGAUCUUGAUGCUGAUCAUCCAGGUUUUACCGAUCAAGUCUAUCGAGCUCGUCGGAUGUAUUUUCAUGAUCUAGCUAUCGCAUACAAACAUGGUGAUCCUAUUCCACGUGUCGAAUAUACUCGGAAAGAAACGGAAACAUGGGGUGUUGUUUUUCGAAAAUUGAACAAAUUAUAUCCAACACAUGCUUGUAAUGAAUACCUGGCUAACUGGCCAUUAUUACGAGAGAAAUGUGGAUUUAGAGAAGAUAACAUACCGCAAUUAGAAGACAUAUCAUGCUUUUUACGUGAACGAACAGGAUUUACUUUGCGACCUGUCGCCGGUUACUUAUCACCACGCGACUUCUUGUACGGACUGGCAUUUCGUGUGUUUCACUGCACACAAUAUAUACGGCAUUCAUCCGAUCCGUCGUAUACACCUGAACCAGAUUGUUGUCAUGAAUUACUCGGUCAUAUUCCACUACUUGCUGAUCCAACUUUCGCUCAAUUUUCUCAUGAGAUAGGUCUGGCUGCUAUUGGCGCAUCGGAAGACGACAUUAAUCGAUUAGCAACAUGCUACUUUUUUACUAUUGAAUUCGGUCUCUGUCGUCAAAAUGAGGGUCUUCGGGCGUAUGGCGCUGGCUUACUAUCGUCUUGCGCUGAGUUGGAACAUGCGUUAAGCGAUAAGGCGAAAAAGUUGCCAUUCGAUCCCGACGUUGUUUGUAAACAAACAUGUUUGAUAACAACGUAUCAAGAUCAAUACUUCGUCUCGGCAAGUUUUAUUGAAGCGAAAGAAAGGAUGAGGGAAUUUGCUUUAUCAAUCAAACGGCCAUUUACUAUUCGAUAUAAUCCUUAUAAUCAAAGCAUCAACGUUGUAUCGAAUACGCAACAUGUUGAACAAAUCAUUUCUGAUCUUAAAGGUGACAUUUGUAUUAUAUUUGAUGCAUUAAAAAAGUUCCAAACGAGUAUUUCAAAUGACUUGAACAAUUUCAAAUGA
Messenger RNA from Adineta ricciae, 2145 nucleotides. The record is from the annotation of a GenBank genome assembly. NCBI's taxonomy places the organism in Eukaryota, Metazoa, Rotifera, Eurotatoria, Adinetida, Adinetidae.